This is a messenger RNA of Emiliania huxleyi CCMP1516, 1549 nucleotides long. RefSeq lists its product as hypothetical. The record is from RefSeq and is a predicted model, not a curated record. The coding region runs from base 154 to 1362 and encodes 402 amino acids. The transcript has 2 exons. Lineage: Eukaryota; Haptophyta; Isochrysidales; Noelaerhabdaceae.
GUGUACAAGCAGAUUGGCGAGACGCCUCCUGACGUCGAGCGGCCGGAGCUGCUCGCCGCCGCCUUCGCUGCCACGCAGGCCCUCCUCAAGGCCGGCACGCUCCGCGCUGGCCACGACGUCUCCGACGGCGGUCUCCUCACCGCCGCCCUCGAGAUGGCAUUCUCGGGAGACCGCUCCCUCUCCCUCGACGUGCCGGCGGCCGGCGCGUCGCCCCUCGCCCCCCUCUUCGCCGAGGAGGUUGGUCUCCUCCUCGAGGUCGCGCCGGCGGACGAGGCGGCCGUCCUCGCAGCCUACGCUGCGGCGGGCGUGCCUUGCGCUCGGGUCGGCUCCACAAAGCCGCGCGGCACGCCCGUGGAGGUUUCCGUCGGCGGCGCCGAGCUGCUCCGCGCGGGCGUGAGCGAGCUGCGCGACGCGUGGGAGUCGGGGUCCUUCGAGCUCGAGAAGCUGCAGUGCGCGCCCGCCUGCGUCGCCCAGGAGCAGGCCGGCCUCGCCAAGCGGCACGCGCCGCAGUGGAGCCUCUCCUUCACUCCGGCGCCCACGGCGCUGCCCGCGAACGACAAGCGGCCGCGCGUGGCGGUCCUCCGGCAGGAGGGCACGAACGGCGACCGCGAGAUGGCGGCGGCGCUGCACGCGGCGGGAUGCGCGCCGUGGGACGUCUCGAUGUCCGACCUCGCCGGCGGCGCCGUGGCGCUCGACGCCUUCCGCGGCGUCAUCUUUUGCGGCGGCUUCUCUUACGCGGACGUGCUCGACUCGGCCAAGGGCUGGGCCGCGACGAUCAAGUUCGACGAGCGGCUCUCUGCGCAGUUCGAGGCCUUCCGCAACCGGCCCGACGCCUUCUCGCUCGGCGUCUGCAACGGCUGCCAGCUGAUGGCGCUGCUCGGCUGGGUGCCCGGCGGCGAGCCCAUCCCGGAGGCGGAGCAGCCGCGCUUCGUGCACAACUCGUCUGGCCGGUUCGAGUCGCGCUGGAGCGCCGUCAAGGUCGCUCCUUCGCCCGCCGUCCUCCUCCAGGGCAUGGAGGGCUCGAGCCUGGGCGUGUGGGUCGCCCACGGCGAGGGACGCGCGCACUUCCCGCGCGAGGACUCGCUGCAGGCCGUGCUCAAGGGCAGCCAGGCUCCGCUCCGGUACAUCAACGACGCCUGCGAGGUGACGCAGGAGUACCCGCACAACCCCAACGGCUCCCCCGAGGGCAUCGCCGCCCUCUGCUCGCCCGACGGGCGCCACCUCGCCAUGAUGCCGCACCCCGAGCGCUGCUUCGUCAAGUGGCAAUGUCCGUGGGCGCCGCCAGAGUGGGAGGCGAACGCGUCGGCGCCGUGGCUCCGCCUCUUCCAGAACGCCGCCGCCUUCUGCGCAUCCACACAGUAGUGAGAGCGCGCGCCGACUCCCGCGAGUAGCGGCGGCGCGGCGGCGCCCCCGGGCGGAGGGCUCCGACGGCGCCCGCGAGCGCGUGCGCGGCGGCCGCCGGCGGAUUACCGUCGCAAAGCUAGGCCUGUCCCGACAAAUGGACAAUGCUCCCUUUGUGGGACCAUGUCAACUAGCACAGGCGCCUGAA